This is a messenger RNA of Cucurbitaria berberidis CBS 394.84, 1035 nucleotides long. RefSeq lists its product as uncharacterized. The record is from RefSeq and is a predicted model, not a curated record. The coding region runs from base 1 to 1035 and encodes 344 amino acids. The transcript is spliced from 2 exons. Lineage: Eukaryota; Fungi; Ascomycota; Dothideomycetes; Pleosporales; Cucurbitariaceae.
AUGGAUCCCACAGCUGCCAAAUCGACCGACACAGCGCCUCCAGCUGCCACCAUAAAACCGCCGCAAGCAUCAACCGCACAACCUCCCUCGCCGCCUCCGUCGCAAUCAGGGCCCCAAACCGAAUCCAAAGUCUCCACGUCGAACGAUGCGCCCCCCGAUACAACACCCCCAUUCUCGCCUACAAGCCAAACGCCAAUUCUCCAGAAGGGGCAGGAGGAGUUCGAAGGUACCGUAGAUGUCAACAACGACCUGCCGACAGAAAAGGAUCUCGAGCGAGUGGGAGAUAUGCUUGUGCUAGACGCCCAGGGCCAGAGUAGACCAUUCAAGGAAUUGUACCAGGCGCCAUCUGUCGCGCCCAGGCAGUUGAUCAUCUUCAUUCGGCAUUUCUUCUGCGGGAACUGCCAGGAAUACCUCCGCACCCUCUCGUCCUCGAUCAAACCUGAAGAUCUUCUUGCGCUACCAACCCCAACGUUUAUAACCGUCAUCGGCUGCGGACGUCCUGAGCUCAUACCCAUGUACACCGAAGCCACCUCGUGUCCCUUCCCCAUCUACGCAGAGCCAACGCGCAAGCUCUACGACUACCUCGGGAUGACGCGCACCUUCAAUCUGGGCGCAAAGCCCGACUACAUGCACACCAACAUGCUCAUCAACUCCGUUCAGUCGAUAUUCCAGGGACUUGGGACAGGCAAACAUGCAUUGAAGGGCGGCGAUUUCAAGCAGGUGGGCGGGGAGUUUUUGUUUGAGAAUGGAGAAUGCACAUGGGCGCAUAGGAUGAAGACGACGCGCGGUCACGCAGAGGUGACGGAUAUCAGGAGUUUACUAGGGCUAGAUGGAGCGAGCCCGCCACUAAGGAAGAGGUGGAGUCACAGUGUCAAGUCACAGGACAAGGAUAAGAGGAGGAGUAUGAGUUGGGGACGGUUGAGAAGCAAGAGCAGAAGUGCGAAAGAUAAGAAUGCCAGCGGAGUGACGACACCAGAAAGGGUGCAAGAAGAGGAUACUGAUACGAAGAAGAUAGUCGGCAGCCCCACGAUAUAG